Messenger RNA from Pelobates fuscus (common spadefoot toad), 2615 nucleotides. It is a transcript of the gene TAS1R1, whose product is annotated as taste 1 receptor member 1. Gene Ontology annotation, molecular function: G protein-coupled receptor activity. Lineage: Eukaryota; Metazoa; Chordata; Amphibia; Anura; Pelobatidae. The transcript has 6 exons. Bases 117 to 2615 code for a protein of 832 amino acids. The record is from RefSeq and is a predicted model, not a curated record. Gene Ontology annotation, biological process: G protein-coupled receptor signaling pathway. Gene Ontology annotation, cellular component: plasma membrane.
AACAAACACUACUAUUUAUAGACAAUAGAGCUAACAUUUGCCCAUACAGCGUCCUUCUUUUUGUUGCCAGACAUCCCAUAGCCACGCAUCAGAACCUGGUCAUCUGAAAGAAAAUUAUGUUUAUUUGUAAAAAAUCUGUUUACUGGCUGUGUUCUCUUUUUCAGCUGUACUUUGCUUUGGUUUGCCAAGAAGAUAACUACAACAAUGACUUUAGUAUUCCCGGAGAUUAUAUAAUUGGAGGUCUGUUUCCAGUGCAUGUGUCUGGUGCCGCUUCCGGAUCUACUCCGCGAAUCAGCAUAUGUAACAAAGCCUCGUUUAAUUCCCAAGGAUAUCACUUGUUCCAGGCCAUGAGAUUUAGCAUUAAAGAAAUCAACAACUCCAGCACGUUGCUUCCCAAUCUCACCCUAGGGUAUGAUCUAUUUGACGUCUGUUCAGACAUUGCCAAUGUGUAUGCGACGUUAAAAUUCCUCUCCAAGUGCACAACAUCAUAUAUUGAGAUGCAAAACAACUAUACUGAAUACAGCCCUAGAACAAUAGCGGUGAUCGGACCUUCCAGCAGUAACUACGCUUUUGUAACUGCAAGCAUACUAGGAUCUUUCCUUAUCCCACAGAUAAGUUAUUCAUCUUCCAAUGAACUUUUAAGUCUUAAGCAAAUCUACCCGUCGUUCCUCCGAACCAUUCCCAGUGACAAUCUCCAAGUUGAGGUGAUGUUACGUCUACUGCAGAGGUUUAACUGGACUUGGAUUGCAAUUGUUGGCAGUGAUGAUGCCUAUGGAACUCAAGGUUUGCAGGACUUGUACACAUUGGCCAGCAGCAGUGGAAUCUGCGUAGCUUACCAGGGGCUCAUUCCAGCCAGUCUAAACAAAACAGAAAUAAAGAAAAUGAUCACAAAUAUAAUUCAAACCAAAGUCAAGGUGAUCGUGGUCUUCUCUGCUUACACCUAUACAAGAGAUUUUUUUAAAGUUGUUGUGCAAGCAAACAUUACUGAUUAUGUUUGGAUUGGCAGUGAAAGUUGGUCGAUAGAUGUCCAAACUGCUGGCACCCAAAAUAUAAGCACCAUUGGUACUGUGUUAGGGGUUGCAGUGAGCAAAGUCAAUCUCCCAGGACUGCUUGAUUUUGAAAAUGAUUAUAUCAGAUCCCUCAGUACCGGUGUGACCCGUAAACAUGCUUGUAACCAAGCCUGCAAUAUAUGUGAAACUUUCACUGAGCAGACUAUGCCAGGCCAAACUCAGUUUUCGAUGUCAGUCUCGUUCAAUGUGUAUGCAGCCAUUUACGCCAUUGCAUAUGGCUUGCAUGAACUGCUUAACUGCAAAUCUGGACAAUGCAGUAAGAACACGUUUUACCCAUGGCAACUUCUAGAACAAAUCAAGAAAGUAAAUUUUACCCUGUAUAACCAAUCUGUUUCUUUUGAUGAAAAUGGUGAUCCUUCAACUGGUUAUGACAUUGUUAUGUGGGACGGGAGUGGAGGCAAUGUAUCCUUCAGUAUCAUUGGCAAGUUCAGCAGAAAUCCUGAGAGUCUGGAGCUUAAUAAGGAUGUCAUAUGGUACACAAAAGACAACUCAGUCCCCGAAUCAAUUUGUUCCAAGGAAUGUAAUCAUGGAGAGAGAAGGGUACAGAUGGGUUCUUUCGUAUGUUGCUUUGAAUGUAUUCCAUGCCCUGAAAUGACCUUCCUUAAUAGAAGUGACCUGUAUACAUGCCAAAAAUGCCAGCUCAACCAGUGGUCUCCAGCACAGAGUGAAAUAUGUUACAAUAGAACCACAGAGUAUCUUACCUGGACCGAUCCAAUAUGCGUUGUUCUUCUGGUUAUAAUUACACUGCUAUUACUAUUGAUCGUCACGGUAGCAGUUGUUUUUGUCAGGAAUCUAACUACCCCUGUGGUUAAAUCUGCCGGAGGAAAGAUGUGUUUGGCGAUGCUAACAUCAUUAGCGCUAUCUUGCUUAACGUUGUACUGUUAUUUCGGAAAGCCGACCCCUGUCAUGUGUAUGAUUAGACAGCCGGUCUUUGCUGUAAGUUUCACUGUGUGUUUUUCGUGCCUUGUGGUUCACGCCUUCCAAAUAGUAUGUAUUUUCAAAAUGGCCACCCAUUUUCCCAAAGUCUAUGAAAUUUGGGUUAAAAAGAAUGGAUCAGAUAUCUUCAUUGUCGUAAGUUCUACGGGACAGGUGUUAAUCUCCGUUAUAUGGAUUGUUGUAAAGCCUCCGCAGCCAGUUGAAGAUUAUUCCACGUUCCAGGACCAAAUCAUUUUCAAAUGCUCUGAAACAGAUUCCGUGGGCUCUUUUAUUGAAAUCAUUUACAUUGGGAUCCUCAGCAUGUUCUGCUUUAUUUUCUGUUACAUGGGAAAAGAUUUACCGGAGAAUUACAAUGAAGCAAAAUGUAUCUCGUUCAGUUUGCUGGUGUAUUUUUUCUCUUGGAUUGCGUUUUUCACCACCUAUAUCAUCUACCAGGGGAAAUACAUUGCAGCGGCCAAUGUCAUCACCAUAUUGUCCAGUGUCUUUGGCAUCCUUGUUGGCUACUUCUCUCCAAAAUGUUACAUUAUUCUGUUUAGAAGAGAAUUAAACACCACUGAACAUUUCCAGACUGCAAUACAGAACUAUACAAAGAAGCUAUCAGAACAGUAG